Heteronotia binoei (common prickly gecko) is the source of this 1518-nucleotide messenger RNA. RefSeq names its product death domain associated protein (gene DAXX). The record is from RefSeq and is a predicted model, not a curated record. Bases 1 to 1518 code for a protein of 505 amino acids. Gene Ontology annotation, molecular function: histone binding. The transcript has 5 exons. Lineage: Eukaryota; Metazoa; Chordata; Lepidosauria; Squamata; Gekkonidae.
AUGGCGGCGGGGAGGCGCGGCCCCGCCCACCGGAAGGAAGGGGAAGAUGGCGGCGCCCGUUGGGCCCGGCGCUUCCGGUCCUGCGCAGUGGGGCGCGGCAGGAAGCGGAGCGGAGGCGGGAGAGGCUGCUGGAGGAGGGGCCACGUGGAGGCCUCGCGUUCCCUGGGGGGCGGCAUGGCCUCCUGCGAGGGGGGCGUCAUCGUCCUCGACCCCCCGUCCCCCGCCCCGCACCCCCCGCCGCCCGCCGGCAAGGACCCCGCCAGCCUCCGCAGCCACAACCGCCGCCUCUUCCAGGAGUUUGUGGACUUCUGCUCGCAGCACACGAAGGAGCACCCGGAGGUGAUGACGUACCUGGCCGGCCGCCACCAGAAGACCACCCCGCAGUUCCUGGCCUCCGUGGAGUUCUGCAACGUCCUGGGCCGCUGCCUGAGCCGCGUGCAGGCCAAGCGCAGCAAGGUCUACGUCUACAUCAACGAGCUGUGCACGGUCUUCAAGGCCCACUCCCAGAAGAGGAAGCUGCCCCUGAGCUCCUCCGCCCCCGCAGAGCCCCCCGAGGCCUCCUCUGCCCCCGCAGACCCCGCAGAGCCGCAGGCCGAGCCCCCGGAGCGGCGGAGGGGCUCCAAGCGGCAGAUCCGGUACUUGGAGAACCUGCUGCAGGUCUACGCGGUGGAGAUCCGGCGGCUGCAGGAGCGGGAGCUGGACUUGGAGGAGCUGGACCGCGAGGACUCGGCCUACCUGCAGGAGAACCGCCUGAAGCGGCGCAUGAUGCGCAUCUUCGAGCGCCUCUGCGAGCUGAAGGACUGCAACAGCCUGACGGGGCGCGUCAUCGAGCAGCGCAUCCCCUACCGGGGGACCCGCUACCCGGAGGUCAACCGCCGCAUCGAGCGCCUCAUCAACCACCCGGAGGCCUUCCCCGACUACAACGACAUCCUGAAGGUGGUGCUGAAGGCCAAUAGCCGCCACAGCCUGGGCCUGCCCAAGCGCCAGAUGGAGAGCAUGGCCGCAGACGCCUUCCGCGAGGUGGGCAACCGCCUGCAGGAGCGCCGCCACCUCGACCUGGUCUACAACUUCGGCAGCCACCUCACCGACCAGUACCGGCCAGGCUCAGACCCCGCCCUGUCGGACAGCGAGCUGGCCCGCCGCCUGCGGCACAACCGGGAACAGGCCCUGCAGCGGCUGGAGCAGGUGGUCUCGCACUACACGCAGCUGCAGGACAAGAGCGAGGAGGACGAGUGGCGCCGGAAGCGGGGGCAGACCCCCAGCAGCGCUGCCGCCCGCCAGAAGGGGGAGCCGGCCUCUCCCAACUCCUCCUCGGGGGCUGCCGGCCCAGAGGGCAGACUCAGUCCCAGAGCGGCCAGAAAGACUUCGAAGGCAGACGAGGAAGAGGAGGACGAGGAGGAGGAGGAGGAAGAAGAGUCCUCCUCGGAGUCCGACCUUGAGGCGGAGCUGGAGAAGAGCUUGGAGGGCGGAGAGGAGGAGGAGGAGGAGGAGGAAGGCCCGGGCCCAGAUGUGCCAUGA